AUGGAUCAUUGGAAACCCACGUGGUAUGACAAUCAGGAACAUCCUCAGGUCAAGCAGCACACGCAAUUUGGUCCCAUCAGUCAUGCCAGCCACCGGUAUUCGAGUCACCAUACCGCUCGGCUCUGGAGCGACCCAAUUGUUGAACAACCUCCAUAUUUCUAUAUCAUCACAACAUAUCUAAGUUACAUGGUUAUCCAUAUAAUCGGUACCAUCCGCGACAUUUUUGGCCGUUACUUUCGUGAGAAACACUAUCGUCAUCUACGGCCGUGGAAUGGAUACGCGCCGUGGUUUACCGCCGGAGAGAGUGUCUAUACACGACGAAUGAAAGUGAGACUAGCUGAUUGUCUUGAUCGUCCCACAACAGGUGUUCCUGGACGGUACAUCACUCUGAUUGACCGAGAAACAAGUGACCAUAAUCGAACCUUCCAUUUCACCGGCGCAACCACCCAGACACUAAACCUCAGCUCCUACAACUAUCUUGGUUUCGCUCAGUCCGAGGGCCCCUGCGCGGACAGGGCCGAAGAGGCGAUUCGCACGUAUGGCAUCAGCGCCAGUAGCACGCGGGCAGACGUGGGAAGCCUUGACCUCCAUGUCGAGGUUGAACGGCUGGUGGCCGAUUUCGUCCACAAGGAUGCGGCAAUGGUUUUCUCAGCUGGGUUCGGCACCAACGCGACCAUCCUCCCAGCAUUGGUGGGCCGAGGCUCCUUGAUCAUCUCGGAUGAGCUCAAUCACUCCUCGCUGCGAUUUGGUGCUCGCCUUUCUGGUGCAUCGAUCGUUACAUUUAAACACAACGAUAUGAAGGCCUUAGAGAGAAGGCUCCGACAGGCCAUCUCCCAAGGCCAGCCGACGUCUAUCGGCUACCGUCCGUGGGACAAGAUCUUGGUUGUUGUUGAAGGGAUGUAUUCCAUGGAGGGGACCUUUUGCAACCUUCCCGCCAUUAUUGAGUUGAAGCAUCGUUAUAAGUUUUACCUUUUCAUGGACGAAGCACAUUCUAUCGGGGCCAUCGGUCCCCAUGGUCGUGGAGUCUGUGACUACUUUGGCAUUGAUACGAAGGAAGUAGAUAUUAUGAUGGGCACCCUGACCAAAUCAUUCGGAGCUAUCGGAGGCUACAUUGCAGCGGAUCGGGGCAUCGUGAACAAGUUGCAAGCUGUGAAUGCAGGCGUGGUAUACGGUGAAGCAAUCGCCCCAGCAAUGUUAGCACAGAUAUCAGCUGCUCUUCGAAUUAUAACCGGAGAGUUGGUACCAGGUCAGGGGGAGGAGCGACUCCAGCGCUUAGCUUUCAAUGCCUAUUACCUUCGCUUAGGUUUGAAGAGGCUGGGGUUUAUAGUCUAUGGCCAUGACGAUUCCCCGGUAAUUCCAUUGAUUCUAUAUAACCCGGGGAAGAUGACCGCAUUCUCACGAAUGAUGCUGAAAUGUGGGAUCUCGGUUGUCGUCGUUCCGUAUCCUGCCGUUCCACUUGGGCAGUGUCGCGUUCGUUUCUGCGUGUCUGCUGCGCAUAAUCUAGAGGAUCUGAAUAGGGUCUUGACGGCCUGUAACGAGAUUGGCAAUAUUUUGACGCUCAAGCUCUCCCGUGGUCUUCCUACUCGGCUACGUCCUCAGGCCAAACCAACGGGUGGAAAAGCUGUGCCUUCUAUCUGGAGAUUAGAAGAAGUGAUUCGAUAUGGACCAGAAGAUGUCCAUCGUCUUCUAUAA
This is a messenger RNA of Aspergillus pseudonomiae, 1692 nucleotides long. RefSeq names its product pyridoxal phosphate-dependent transferase. The record is from RefSeq and is a predicted model, not a curated record. Gene Ontology annotation, molecular function: pyridoxal phosphate binding; serine C-palmitoyltransferase activity. Bases 1 to 1692 code for a protein of 563 amino acids. The transcript has a single exon. Gene Ontology annotation, biological process: sphingosine biosynthetic process; ceramide biosynthetic process. Gene Ontology annotation, cellular component: serine palmitoyltransferase complex. Lineage: Eukaryota; Fungi; Ascomycota; Eurotiomycetes; Eurotiales; Aspergillaceae.